AUGAUAUGUUUCCUAGAAUGAUAGUGCAUCUUAUGAGGAAGGUAGCUAGCUAGUAGCUAUAGCUCUCUACACGAGCCUAGGUGGUCUACAUAAGCCACCAUGUCGAACCAGACCACCCUGUUCAGCGCAUGGGGAGCUAGCAAGUCCACAGGCCCCAAGCCUCAGCCACAAGACCACCCUCCUCCCACUGACCCAUUUGACCAGUUUGAAGACGACCUCACUGAGGCCGACCUGGAGGAGCUGUGUAAAGUAGAGGAGCAAGUCAGUACCCCUACAGCUACUGGAGGGAGCUUUCAUGUGGGUCCAUCACACGCACUUCUCAACUCGUCCAUCAUCGAAGCCGGUAUCCCAGGAUUUGACGAAGAUGCUGGUCAAUUAUGGAUCUAUCCGACUAACUAUCCUCUACGCGAUUACCAGUACAACAUUGUACACAAGGCAUUGUUCACAAACACUCUAGUGUGCCUGCCAACUGGACUGGGGAAGACUUUUAUCGCUGCCGUAGUGAUGUACAACUUCUAUCGAUGGUACCCUAAUGGCAAGAUAGUGUUCCUGGCUCCCACUAAGCCUCUAGUAACACAACAGAUUGAGGCUUGUCACAGCAUUGUGGGCAUUCCACAGAGUCACACUGCAGAGAUGACAGGUCAGUUGGCCCCCAAGACUCGAGUGUCCCUAUGGAGAGACAAGAGAGUGUUCUUCCUCACUCCUCAGGUCAUGCAGAAUGACCUGGCUAAAGGCACUUGUCCGGCAAUAGAUGUCUGUUGUCUGGUGUUUGAUGAGGCACACAAGGCACUUGGCAACCACGCCUACUGUCAUGUUGUGAAGGAGCUGAGUGCAUCUCGAGUGAGGUUUAGAGUGCUUGCUCUCAGUGCCACUCCUGGGAAUGACCUCAAGGCAGUUCAGCAGGUGGUGAGCAACCUGCAGAUCGGGCACAUUGAGUUACGCUCUGAGGAAUCAGUGGACACACAGCGCUACGUCAACGAGAGGAGUGUGGACAAGAUCGUCGUGUCACUGGAAGGAGAGAUACUUGAACUCAAGAGGAGCUUUGCCGAGAUCUUGAGUUGUGUGCUGGGUCGGCUGGUUCGCUAUGGAGUAUUCUAUCAGGCAUCUCCCGACAGAAUAGCAAAGUUCCAACUGUUGCAGGGCAGGGAAAAGUUCAGAGCAGCUGGCACACCAUCUGGAGCAACAGCUGGUGCAGUGGAGGGUGACUUUGCUCUGGCUAUAUCGCUCUACCACGCCUACGAGCUCCUCUUGCAACACGGGAUGAGAUCAUUCUACCAGUACCUUGCCAACACAUUCAUCGCGGGAGGAGGGUUCCAAUCACGAUCCAAGCGUGAUAUUAUACGGAGCAGCCAGUUCAGAACCAUCAUGGACACACUGAAGGAUCGUGUAACAGCUAGCAAGACUCCACCCACUAAUGGACCUAGCUUCCUACGUAGAGAUGGCAGUGGGAAGGUUGAGAGUGGGAGAGGGUUCUUCUACAGUCAUCCCAAGCUCAACCGGCUGGAGGAGGUGGUUCUAGAGCACUUCAGACAAUGCCAGAGUGACCCGGACCUUCGUACACGAGUGAUGAUAUUCUCCCAAUACCGAGAAAGUGUGGAGGAGAUUGCUGAGAUGCUCACAUUCCAUGCCCCACUCAUAAAGGUCAUGACCUUUGUUGGCCACGCCUCUGGUAAAUCCUCCAGCAAGGGGCUAUCACAGCGUCAACAGACUGAGGUUGUUCGGAGGUUUCGUGAGGGAGGUUACAACACGCUAGUGGCCACGUGUGUGGGAGAGGAGGGACUGGACAUCGGAGACGUUGACCUUAUUGUCUGUUUUGAUGCCCCCAAGAGCCCAAUCCGAUUGGUUCAAAGAAUGGGCCGUACCGGACGUAAGCGAAAGGGUCGUAUUGUGAUGAUACUGGCAGAGGGAAAAGAGGACCAAGGCUAUAACAAGAGCCAGUCCAACAAGAAGAGCAUUCAUCGAGCUAUCACUAAUGGCUGCAAGACUCUCACCUUCUAUCAUCUCUGUCACAGAAUGGUACCCAAGCACAUACAUCCUGAGGUACACAAGUUACACUUGAGUGUGGGAGAGUUCGUUAGAUCAAAGAGUGAUAUCGCCACCACAAAGGCCAAGUCAAUCUCAAACCAAGGAAGCUCCAUGAAGAUUCGAUCAAAUGGCAAGAAACUCAAGAAAGGAAGUUACCUUAGUAGCAAGGAACUAAGCUGUUGGAGUGAGGGGCUUUCCCUAACUGAUAAAGAAUUCACAGUCGUCAAGAAAUCUGUUAAGAGCUGCUUCACACCCUCGCCACUGCUCAGCCUCUCUAGGCCACACCCUUCAAACCAAGGCCACAAUGCUUCACUGAACACCUCACGAACCACGGCUACCUUCACGCUCGGCCUGGACAAGUGGAUUGACCAUCAAACUUCACAAAUGUCUCACAAAAUCGUCGGCCCUUCCUCUACAUCGCAAAAGUUUGUGUCUAUUUUGGAAUUCAGUGAUUUGCUUCGUACCAAUAAAGACAUGGGACAUAGCUACGACAUGGAGAUGGAGGGGUACUUGAACAGAGAUGACAUCAAGACAAGCUCAACUAAGAUCAUUACUACUAAUGAGAGACACAGCAGUUCCCCAAAUGACUCCCCUCCACCCGUUAGGAAGAAGCGGAAAAAACACCAGAGAAUAAUUGAUUCUGACAAUGAAGAUGAAGACUUUAAGACUGUACAUAAACACGGUACCACUCUCGAAGGGCAGCCCUCAUCAGACAAAUCUCUUUCUAAAUCAAACGCUUCAAAGUCUACAUGUAACACUUUUACUUGUGAGGAAACGUCUACAGUGUUGGGAGAACAGCCACAUGAACCUUCACCCUCUACAAGCAGGAUAUCACUGACAGUGUCUGGGCAUGUUGUACCCACUGCACCCACGGAGGAUGACUUGGACUGGAUAGAUGAACUAGAGCCUUCACAAAUCAUCACCAGCGCUAAUAACUCAGUUAAAAUGUGUUCCUACUUUGAGGCCGAAAGCUCGAGCAUGUACUUCAAUGAAGAAGAUUUUGAUUUCGAUACACCUAGAUUUGUACCCAGUACCAGCAAGAAGCUGCCACCCAGGAAGUGCAGUACACCCGCCUCGCUGUUUAAAGCUCCUUCAUCAGCUGUUCGGAAAACUCCUCUUAGUAGCAAGAAAAAAGGCCUAGAUCUAUUUGGUAAUAAUUUGUCAGCUCGUGCAAUAUUCGAUGACUUCAGUAGUUCUUGCCAAGAUACCAAGCCUGAUACGGAACAGGGACAUGAUGUGAUUGUGUUAUCGGACUCGGACAGUGGAGAUGUACAAAUGAUAGAGGAAUCUGAUUUUGAAGAGCAAAUUGAAACUGAAAUUACCUCAAAUGAAAAAGCUAACUCAGUCCCCAGAUCUCCCUCCACUCCUCCUAAUACACGUUUGAAUGCGGACACUUCCAACGAGGACAGCUUCUUGAAUAUGGUGAGGAAAUGCCGUAAGCGACCAAUGAACACUCGACAUGCUUUCUUCCAAAGCCCCGAUACCGUGUCUCCAGGUAACAAGAGGAACCAUCCAGCUGCUGUGAGCAAUACUACUCCAGUUAAUAGCCGAUGCAAAAAGAAACAAAGAGUGAUGUUUGAUUGCGAGUCAAGUGAAGACGAAUUUGACAUGCGAAAUCGGAAACUAUCAAAAUGGAGAACAACAAAAAAUGAAGUAGCUACUAAAGAUGGAGUUAGUGAUUUUGUUGAGGAGGAAGCAGAAGUGUCUGAUGAUGGUCGCCCACACAACACUGACUCUGAGCAGCUGUCCGAUGAUUAUGACUGGGAAGACAGCUUCAUCAACGAUAACUCUAUGCUCACACAGUUAUCUCCUUCACAAAGAACUGUUAGAACUCCUAAAAAGAAAAUAACAAAAUCAGAGGCAAAUUCGAAUAAUCUCUAUCUACGAUCGCUCAUGAGCCCUGAGGACCAUAUGUUUGCCGGCAGUCGCAGAGGGUGUGGUAGCAAGUAUCGCAUGGUGUUCAGUCAGCGUCACGAACUAUUGAACCAUUACAUCAACAAGGCUGGGUUCAAAGUACGCAAAAACCGUGAGAAACAAAGUGGAAAUCGUACAUUUGUUGAUGAUGAUUUAUUCGAGGCUGAUGAUAGUGGUAGUGAGGCUGAAGAGGUGUAUGGUUGUGUGGAGGAUGGGGAGAUGGAGGGAUCCACUGAGACCAGUGACAAGGCCGAGGGUGGUGGGAGGAGACUGAGAGCUGCUCUUCUGUCUGAUGACUCUGAGCCGUUGUUUGGAGAGGAACUGUCUUGUGUGGGGAGGAGUGAGGUGGAGGGAUGUACUGGUGAUGGCUCUCGUGAGGUUGUCAUCAGCCCAAGCUUAUUGGCGGCUGUCAAGGUGGGGCCCACUGCAGCUUGCUACUCUCUGGGAAUGGACGACUGGAUUGACUGGAAGAAAUUCACUGACUGAACAUUCCAUAUACUGUACAUUGUGUAUCGCGUUCGAACAUUCCAUACUUAAUCAUAUUCAUCUCUACAAUACAAGUCAUUGUUGGGUUUGUGUUUGCUAAUGAAUUCUUCUCAUACA
Molecule: messenger RNA, 4542 nt
Organism: Halichondria panicea
Lineage: Eukaryota; Metazoa; Porifera; Demospongiae; Suberitida; Halichondriidae
Product: Fanconi anemia group M protein-like
Exons: 10
Coding region: 100-4425 (1441 amino acids)
Biological process (GO): interstrand cross-link repair; double-strand break repair via synthesis-dependent strand annealing
Molecular function (GO): 3'-5' DNA helicase activity; four-way junction helicase activity; ATP binding
Source: RefSeq, a predicted model, not a curated record